UUGACGUGUCCAAAAUGAAAACAGUGCUCACUUUACAGUGCCUUAUGUCAAUUGCAGCCUCUUUGGCGAUCGUUGAGGAUCGUAGAAACACAUCGAUGGCGACUUGCAUACGUAAAACUAUAAAACAACUUUUUUCCGAUGCUCGUACGAUAACGUUCGUGACGGAUCACAGCGAGCAAUGCGAUAUCGUUCCCCUUGAAUUCGAGAUGCCGAUCUUCACGGUUACUAUGAAAAUUGACAUAAAAAACGUGAAUUUUUUUACGACCAGUAACGACUUUGUCUUUUGCGUUAAGAAUGAAGACUACUUGAGUUACGCCGCUUAUUUGGUUGCAAUGUUAAAAUACACCGAAGAUAAGGGAUACUCCGACGUAAGAGUUCUAGUCAUUAGCCCUGGAAACGUGGAACGAAUGCACGAUCAGUGCUGGAAGAGUUUGUUAUACAACGUGGUCCUUUUAAGUUGGGGUUCUGGAGAAGAAGUUCUGAGCGUCUCAAACCAGUUUACGGAGGGAAACAAUUGCGGUGAACGUGCUAGGGUAAUUGAGAAGGAAUCGUGUGCAGAUCCCACUGCACCUGCCAAUAUCGCAUCUCAACCUGUACUAACACACUCUAUAGUAUGGAUAGUACCGAAAUCUUUGCCAGUUCCUGCCAUACGUGUUGUGCUACUAGCAUUUAAGAGCUUAGGAUGGUACCUCAUCAUCUUCACCUUCGUAAGUACCGUGUUUGUUUGGUGGCUGAUCGUGGGCUGCCAAAAUAGAAGAUUCCGCCUUGAGGAUGGCUUAGACGCAAUCACCAACGUGAGUUCCCUGACGAUACUGAGCUCGAUCCCAGUCAUGCCAAGUUCAUUCCUUCAUCGCUCAGUUAUUCUCGCUUACUUAAUAUACAUCAUCCACAUCAGUUGCGCCUUCACCUCCAGGUGGAUUGAUCUUCUUACGGUACCGCAGUACGAAUUCCAAAUAAAAACCUUGCAACAACUCGCGGACGCAAACUUGCCAAUCUACAUACCUGCUAAUUUUCAAAAGUACCACUUCAGUCGCAAUGACACCAACAAUGAUCUCUAUGAAAAACUGCAACAGUUACUGAUACCCUGCCGUACUCACGAUGCACUAGGAAAAGCCAUAAUGAAUGUUCAUGAUUAUCGCAAUUGCGCGGCUAUUGUGACACACCAGGAUCUCACUACCAUUCAAAUGAGCAUGAAAGACAAAAUUGACGUUGGUAAAAUUGAAGAUAAUUCUAUAACCGGCGCACACCACAUAAAAUUCGCAUACAAACCCAACUACUACUUCGCUGUCCAUAUUGGCACAUUUCUUCAAACGCUUGUGGAAUCUGGAAUUGGACCGAAGCAAUUCAAUGAGUUCGAAACCGAAUAUUUUAAAAACGACAUCGUCGAAGAGGCUCCGGAUACGGUGGUACUGACCUUAGGUCAUUUGUAUUUCGCAUUCUGCUUACUUGGCCUGGGAUUAGCGAUAGCACUUGUGGUUUUCUUGGUCGAGUUGUUCACCGGCUUCAUGUUUAAAUAAAUGGUAUUGUAAUUGUUGCAAAUAAUUUGAGAGAAUUGAUCGCAA
Messenger RNA from Photinus pyralis (common eastern firefly), 1562 nucleotides. RefSeq lists its product as uncharacterized. The transcript has 2 exons. The coding region runs from base 15 to 1517 and encodes 500 amino acids. Lineage: Eukaryota; Metazoa; Arthropoda; Insecta; Coleoptera; Lampyridae. The record is from RefSeq and is a predicted model, not a curated record.